AUGUUCGCACCUGUGAAUUCUGGCAGAAGUUGUAUAGAUGCAAAAUCAUAUUUCGCAGUUUCUGAGGAUGAGAGCAACGAGCAAAAUGAGGAAAGUGAAGAUGACUUCUUCCACGUGGAGAAUCUGGAAGUUCAACAGGAUCAACAGAAUAAUAAGAAUCGACUAGUGAGUGUGGUACAAUCUGAUGUGUCACAAGCAGUGACAUGCCCAAAAGUAGCCAAUGGAAAUUGUGAAGAAGGAUGGAAGAAUUUCACUCGACCAUCUGGAGAGUGGUGUAUGAAGAUUUUUUACGAGAACUCUGUAACCCAACCGGCUGCAAAAGAACGAUGUAAGGCACAGGGAGCACUUCUUUCAGGUCUUCAGAAUCAGAUGGAAUCUCAGUUUGUUUUUUCCACUGUCACCGCGCACAUCUACCCCGAGACCGGAAGUAUUUGGGUGGGAUUGGAGAGACGUGCGGAGUGCCGUGACGUUCAAUGGAGUUGGAAUUGUACACAAACGACAUCAUUCGAAUGGACUGACAAGUCGGCCACUGGAACCGAUGGACUCGCAUGGGCUUGUAAUCAACCGGACAACUCGAGAAAUCGCACCCAACAAUGUGCCACUCUGACCGCUUCAUAUCAGGGAAGUGUCUUGGGAUUCCAAACUGGACAACUGGACGAUGUUGGAUGUGACUUCGAUUAUAUUAAGAUGAACAAAAAAGCCAGAGAUAUCAAGGCAUACGUUUGUGGAAAGAAACCGAAGGCUUAA
Caenorhabditis remanei is the source of this 747-nucleotide messenger RNA. RefSeq lists its product as uncharacterized. The transcript has 5 exons. Lineage: Eukaryota; Metazoa; Nematoda; Chromadorea; Rhabditida; Rhabditidae. The record is from RefSeq and is a predicted model, not a curated record. Bases 1 to 747 code for a protein of 248 amino acids.